Molecule: messenger RNA, 960 nt
Organism: Larimichthys crocea (large yellow croaker)
Lineage: Eukaryota; Metazoa; Chordata; Actinopteri; Sciaenidae
Gene: bola3
Product: bolA family member 3
Exons: 4
Coding region: 106-456 (116 amino acids)
Cellular component (GO): mitochondrial matrix
Source: RefSeq, a predicted model, not a curated record
ACGUCAUAUCACUGAGACGCGUGUGGCUGAGGACAUGACUUGUUGAGUAACCGGCGUGUGUUUGAUCAGACGUCCCAUGGUUGAACCGAGGCUACGAUCUGCACAAUGUUGGCUCGUACACGCAGCCUGACCAGCAGUGUGACCUCUGCUCUGCGGCUCCUGCGCAGUAAUCAAGUUGUUGUGUCUGCACAUGUGACGCGGAGAUGUCUCUGCACACAGACAGACGGAGAGAUCCGCAUCGUGGAAAUCCUGAAGGAGAAGUUCCCCUUGGCCUCGUCGCUCAAAGUUGUGGAUAUAUCAGGUGGUUGCGGGGCCAUGUAUGAGAUCCAUAUAGAGUCCAGCGAGUUCAAAGGAAAAAGGACCAUUCAGCAGCACCAGUUAGUCAAUCAGGCGCUCAAGGAGGAGAUUCAAGGAAUGCAUGGACUGCGAAUAUUCACUGAUGUUCCAAAACAGUAGAGAACGUCUCUGCAGGGCUGACCCACAAACUUUUCCUUUGCUCACCCUAUCUAUUAUGAAUGUACAGUUUUAAAGAGGAUAUUGUGUAGCAACGGUGUAAAAUGUGUAAGAAAUGUAAGAUUACAUUAAGUUUUCUUUGUUGAAGUAGUGAGAUAUCUUCCACUCUGAGGUGAUGUAUAAAACUUGUGAAGGCUACAAUACGCACAAAAUGAAUACCUUGUAAAUAAAUCAAGGUAACCUACAUGUCAAGUCAUGUUGGUCUUUUCCCAAUUUGGGGUCUUCUCAGGGUUGAUAAUGAUGCUGGUGUGAUGAUAAGCAGUUGAAAAAAGUAGUAAAUGCAACCAUCUUGAAUAGUGGAGCAUUAUUUUGCUGACAUUGUGAUCACACUUGUUACCGUGCCAUGAAAGUUGAUUGAUUUUACAUGAAUUACUUGCCAUUGGAUUGUACAUGGAGCUUGAAUUAAUACUACUUAAUGCAUGUUGCAAUAAAAAGCUUUCUCCCUCA